Molecule: messenger RNA, 1225 nt
Organism: Egretta garzetta (little egret)
Lineage: Eukaryota; Metazoa; Chordata; Aves; Pelecaniformes; Ardeidae
Gene: SFXN3
Product: sideroflexin 3
Exons: 10
Coding region: 21-989 (322 amino acids)
Biological process (GO): monoatomic ion transport; serine import into mitochondrion
Cellular component (GO): mitochondrial inner membrane
Molecular function (GO): monoatomic ion transmembrane transporter activity
Source: RefSeq, a predicted model, not a curated record
CACCAUCCCACCCCCAGAAGAUGCCACCGUCCCUCCCUGCCACCAUCAACAUCCGGGAGCCCCGCUGGGACCAGAGCACCUUCCAGGGCCGGGCCAAGCACUUCUUCAUGGUGACCGACCCCCGAAACCUGCUGCUCUCGGGGGCCACGCUGGAGGAGGCCCGCCGGGUGGUGGAGGACUACAGGGCGGGCACAGUACCCCCGGGGUUGACAGAGGACCAGCUUUGGCGGGCGAAGUACAUCUACGAUUCAGCUUUCCACCCUGACACGGGCGAGAAGAUGCUCCUCGUGGGACGAAUGUCUGCCCAGGUCCCCAUGAACAUGACCAUCACCGGUUGCAUGUUGACCUUCUACAGGACCACGCCGGCCGUGCUGUUCUGGCAGUGGGUCAACCAGUCCUUCAAUGCCAUCGUCAACUACACCAACCGCAGCGGGGAUGCACCCAUCACCCCUAGCCAGCUGGGGACAGCCUACGUGAGCGCGACCACAGGGGCAGUUGUCACGGCGCUGGGGCUCAAAUCUCUCACCAAGCACUUGCCAGCCAUCAUCGGCCGGUACGUGCCUUUCGCGGCUGUGGCUGCUGCCAACUGCAUCAACAUCCCGCUGAUGAGGCAGAGAGAGCUCAAGGUGGGGAUCCCCGUCACCGAUCAGAAUGGAAACCGCCUGGGCGAGUCCACAGCUGCAGCCCAGAAGGCCAUUUUCCAGGUGGUGGUGUCCCGCAUCGGCAUGGCAGCCCCGGCCAUGGCCAUCCCCCCGGUGAUCAUGAACGCGCUGGAGAAGAGAGCUUUCCUGAAGCGGUACCCGUAUCUGAACGCUCCCCUGCAGGUCGGCCUGGUGGGACUCUGCCUGGUGUUUGCGACCCCGCUGUGCUGUGCGCUCUUCCCGCAGAAAAGCUCAAUGGCCGUGAGCCGCCUGGAGCCUGAAGUCCAAGCUCGGAUCCGCGAGAAAGACCCGUGGCUGGAGACUGUCUACUUCAACAAAGGGCUCUGAACGGCGGGCUCGGGGCGCCCGGGGCAGCUGAGAUGCGUGCCGCAGAGCCGCCGGGCCAGCACAUUGCUGAGCUUCGCCCCUCGGAUCCCUUCGGGGCCGCCGCUGCUUUCCCUUGGCCAUCGCGUUUCCGGAGGUCACGGAGGUCCCAGGCGCUCAGCCCUGCUUCCCGGGAUGCCCGCAGCCACGCAGCACCGCACUGCGCCGAGCCCCGUCCCCACGCCUGGGCUCAGCCCCGC